GAUUAUCGAUUGGUAAUAGACAAUCACUGAUCACAUGUAUCGCGCGGCUUGAGAGUCUAAAGAAAUCUGUGCGCGGAAGAUUCAUACAUUAGACGCCGGGUACAGAUUCCGUUGGUGCGUCAUCGAAACGACGUUCGAAAAUCAUAUUCUGACGCGGUGAUAAACUCUAAAGAUAUCGAGCCUCGCCGAUUCUUUGAAGACGCGAGUGAAAUUAUAUUCGAGCAUGUGUAUAGUGUAAUGCGACGAUAUGACUCUAUAAAAAUAAACACUGUUUUUAAUGGCGAAUUUGUGACGGGCGAUAAACGCGCGAAUAAGAGUAUCGCCACCCUUUGAAGUCUUUCAAUGCACCGAUUUGCGCAAGUGGUACGUGUCGCGCGUCGUCGAGCCUACCCUAGCAUCACUGGAAGAGUUUCAGGAACGUGAUAGUGAAUGGGUAUUGUCGCCUAUACUGAAUUUAACGAUGAAUGCGAACAAGCACAAUCCUCUGCAUGCUGGAUGUCAUAUCAAACUCUCGCGAGAAAUUACGUUUAAGAGAGUGGUAAUCAACGUGCAAACCGCGGACAAUGCGUGUUUCGCAUGGUCUGUUGUUGCCAUUCUACAUCCGGCUCAAAAAAAGAUAGAACGGGAAUCCUCAUUAAUCCACAUUAUAUGUCGGUUCUAAAUCUCGCGGGCAUCGAAUGACGUUGAAUCAAAUUAAGAAAUUCGAAACUUUGAAUGACAUUUCCAUCAACGUCUAUACCAAUUGAAAGGAUUGUGCCGAUAUGAACCGACCGAAAGAGGAGCAUGUGAACUUCUUAUACGUAGAAGAUGACAACGCAGGACAUUUUGCAUUGAUUAAAGAUCUGUCCCGACUAGCUCACAACUUAACAGAAAAAAGAACAGGACAUUUUUCUGCGAUAGCUCGAGCGCAAAAUUGGAGAUCUACAGUGAAGACUGAAAAAUUAAACGAUUGCGCAAUAACGCUGUUGAGCGAGAGCGACAAAUGGCUAAGUUUCACUGCAGGAAGGAUCACGUCCCGUUCGUUGUGUACGUCGACCUGGAGUACGCUUUGGAAAAAACGGAUCCUGAAUCGGUUACGUACACGUAUCAUCAUCAUAACGUGUUUAGCAUCGGAUAUUACGUGCACUGCUCGUACGACUGAUUAUCAACAUCAGCACUUUGAUGGAAUGUGCCGCAUACAUGCAGAUCGGUCUACUGCUGGAAAAAGCGACUAAUUUAAGUGAGGAUACGCUAAACGUUCAGACAGCGGGCGGAACCAUCGAAACAACCAGACAGAUUGAAAAUCAGCUUGGAUAUCAGCGAUGAUAAUGAGAUGAUGAAAAGAAUGUGAG
Acromyrmex echinatior (Panamanian leafcutter ant) is the source of this 1331-nucleotide messenger RNA. RefSeq lists its product as uncharacterized. The record is from RefSeq and is a predicted model, not a curated record. Lineage: Eukaryota; Metazoa; Arthropoda; Insecta; Hymenoptera; Formicidae.